Messenger RNA from Rangifer tarandus platyrhynchus (Svalbard reindeer), 471 nucleotides. Lineage: Eukaryota; Metazoa; Chordata; Mammalia; Artiodactyla; Cervidae. The record is from the annotation of a GenBank genome assembly.
AUGGCGGCUUGUGUCCUUUGCGCUUGUGUCCGCCGACUUCCCACGGCCUUCACGCCGCUGCCCAGGCUCCCCACGCUUGCUGCGGCCCGGCUGCUGAGCACUACCCUCUUCGCCGCGGAGACCCGGACGAGGCCGGGGGCUCCGCUGCCAGCCUUUGUGCUCGCGCAGGUUCCAGGCAGAGUUACACAGCCGUGCCGCCAGUAUAGCGACGCACCGCCUUUGACAUUGGAGGGAAUCAAGGACCGUGUUCUUUACGUCUUGAAACUCUAUGACAAGAUUGACCCAGAAAAGCUUUCAGUAAAUUCCCAUUUUAUGAAAGACCCGGGCUUAGACAGUUUGGACCAAGUGGAGAUUAUCAUGGCCAUGGAGGACGAAUUUGGGUUUGAAAUUCCUGAUAUAGAUGCGGAGAAGUUAAUGUGCCCACAAGAAAUUGUAGAUUACAUUGCAGAUAAGAAGGAUGUAUAUGAAUAA